CGCCCGCGUGCCUAACGGCCGCCGCUGGCCUGGCCAAGCGAGGGAGCGAGGUGGGCUGGAGCUUGGAGGCCGGAGACCCGACAGGGAGGGCCGCCGCCUCGCCCCGCCCAGAGGCGGUGGGGGCGGACUGUGGAAGGCCAGGUCAAAAGGAGGCCAGGUGUGGUGCAGGGGCGGCCCAGGCGCCUUGGCCUUGCAGGACCGAAAAGUCCCUGGAGGCGAGGCGAGCAGUGAGGGGACUCAGGUUGCCCACACCCACGUACCCGCGCCCGGCUCCCGUUAGGACGCACGAUGCCGCCCGCAAUUCCAGCCACCAAGGUCUCCCUCCGGGAGUUGGCCGACCUGGCCAUCGGCACCCCGGAGGUGGGCGCGGUCAACUUCACUGUCCUGCACACACUCAUCUUGGCCAUACUCAAGAACCUCGGCAUCCUAGAGACUCUUAUCGACCUCCAGACCUUGUCCCCGGAGGCAGGCCGCUCACUUGAGUCCCUCCGGGGCUCCUUUAGCACUCAGUUCCCGCCCGGGUCCAAAGAGAAACGCAGAGGUAUCAGCAGGUCCUUCUCCCUGGCGCUGGAGAACCAGGUGCAGGACCUCACCAAGCAGCUCAAGACCAUGGACGGCAAGGUGGAGGACAUCACCACCCACUUGCAGUUCAUCAGCGCACAACAGUUGGCCAUCCCAGAGUGGCUGGAGGAGAUGGACAUGCCAACCUUGGACACAGCUCAGAUAAGGUCUGGGAAGGUCCUGAAGGACACCGUGGGAGGCAGCACCCCCAAGGUCAUGCGCGUGCUCCAGGAUGUGGUGGAAGAUGUGAAGAACCUGAAAGAAGCCUACAAAAUGGUGUCUCCCGAGUUUAGGCCUCAGGAAGUCCUCCACCGAAUUGAAGACCUUGAGAAGCAAAUCAAAGAUCGAGAUGAAGUCCUGGAACAAAUAAACUGGAAGCUGGGUUCCGUUCCUGGUGCAGAAGAAGCCACCAUGGUCACCUGGGAAGAGCUGGAGCAAGCCAUCGCUGACGGCUGGAAAGGCUCACAAAUGGGCUUAGGCCAAAUGGGACUUCCUAAGCGCAGAGGGCCAUCUGCUUUAACAUUGAGUGAUCAGGCUCCUAGUCUAGCCUCUGUGAAGCAUCCAAGUUCUGACCAGGUUCAGGAUUCCACUGGUGGCCUAGAUCAGUCAUCAGAAUCCAGUGGAUACCCUUCUGAAGAUGCUGCCCUCAGGGGACGAAGCAGGGGUCCCUCUACUACUAGAUUCCUUGGAAGGGCCCGUGAUGAAGCUGGCAUGUCAAAACCCCGCCAAGCUACAUCCCAGUUAAAAGCAGAGCCAGAGCGCCGCAGAGGUAGAGAGACCUCAACACGUCCAAGAAGAGAUGAACGAGAUGCACGCCCUGGCCCAUCGCAACAGGACUUACCCUCAGCCAGAGAUCAGCAUUAUGCAUAUCCAGAUCAGCGCCGUGGGGCACGUGUCAGCCAAGACGAAGUCUAUGCAAGGCCAGAUCAGCAAAGCAUGGGACUACCUGGCACAGUGUUGCCAUAUGCUAGCACUUAUCCACAUGGUGUGGUGCCGCUUCAUGAGAGUCAGCUUGGUGAGCCACCACCUGAAAUAUACUAUCAGGGCUUGGUACCACUUGGCAUGGAUCAGCAUGGUGUUGUGCCACCUUUAGUACCUGGCAGAGGUCAACAAAGAUUGGAACUACCUGGUAUAGACCAAGUUGAUAUGGCCUAUCGGUAUGGCAUGAUACUUCCUGACACAGAUCAACUCGGUAUGGAACAGGCCGGCAUACGUGAGCGUGAUAUGGGACUACUUGGCAUGGAUCAGCAAGGACUGAUACCCGCUGGCUUGGGUCAGCAACAACUGGUACUGCCUGGAAUAGAUCAACAAGGAUUGCUUCUACCUCUCACAGAUCAGUAUGAUUUGAUAUCACCUGGUUUGAUGCAAGUUGGUAGAGAUCAACAAGGUUUGCUACAGCCCACUUUGGAAGCACCUGGCUUCAUACAACCUGGCACCAAGCAGUAUGAUUUCAUCCAGCCUGGGAGAGAUCAACCUGGCUUGGUGCAGCCUGGAAUGGUUCAUCCUGGUUUAGUGCAAACUGAUUCAGGGCAGCGUGGUCUGGUGCAGCCUCGUGCAGAUCAGGGUGGUUUGGUACCACCUGGGACAGACCAACAAGGUUUGGUGCAACUUGGCAGAGGUCGGCGUGAUUUGGUCUGGCCUGGUCCACAUAGGCUUGGUUUGGCACCUCCUGGAACAGCUCAGCCUGGCUUUGUCCAACCUGGUGUAUAUCCACAUGAUCUGGUGCCACCUGGUGCAGGUCAGCUUGAUGUGGUGCCACCUGGUACAGAUCAGCGUGGUGUAGUGCAACGUGCCAGAGAUCAGCGUGGGUUAGUCCAUCCUGGAGUAGAUCAGUAUGGUCUGGUACAACUAGGGGAACUGCCUAAUGACUGGGUGCAGCCUGGUGCAUUUCCACCUGGUUUGGUGCAGCCUGCUGCAGAGCCAUAUCAUUUGGUCCAACCUGAUAUAGGUCAGCAUGGUUUGGCCCAGCCUGGCAUAGAUCUGCAAGGUUUGGUGCAGCCAGGAGUGGAUCAGCAUGGUUUGAUAUCACCUGAUACAGUUCAGCAUGAUUUGGUACAGCCUGGGAUGAGUCAGCAAGGCAUGGUGCCACCUGAUAUGGGUCAUCGUGGCAUGCUGCCACCCCGCAUGGGUCCACGUGGCUUGGUGUCACAUGACAUGGGUCACCGUGGCUUGGUGCCACCCAGCGUGGGUCCACGUGGCUUGGUGCCAUCCAGUGUGGAUCAACCUAGCAUAGUGCCACCAGGUGUGGAUCAGCCUGGCUUGGUGCCACCUGCCAAGGAUCAGCAUGGUAUAGUGCCACCUGCCGUGGAAAAGCCUGGCUUGGUGCCACCUGGUGCGGCUCAGCGUGGCACGGUGCCACAUGGUGUGGGUAAGCCUGGCAUGGUGCCACCCAGCAUAGAUAAGCCUGGCAUGGAUCAGCCUGGCAUGGUGCAACCUGCUAAGGAUCAGCGUGGUAUAGUGCCACCUGCCAUGGAUAAGCCUGGUAUGGGUCAGCCUGGCUUGGUGACACCUGACAAGGACCAGCAUGGUAUAGUGCCACCUGCCGUGGAUAAGCCUGGCUUGGUGCCACCGAGUGUGGAUCAGCGUGGCACAGUGCCACGUGAGAUGGGUAAGCCUGGCAUGGUACCACCCACCUUGGAUAAGCCUGGCAUAGUGUCAACCACCCUGGGUAAGCCUAGCAUGGUACCACCCGGCAUGGACCAGCCUGGCAUGGUGCCACCUGAUGUGGAUCAGCGUAGCAUGGUGCCCCUCGGCGUGGAUCAGCAUGGCUUGGUGCCACCCGGUGUGGAUCAGCCUGGCUUGGUGUCACCUAGCAUAUAUCAGCGUGGCAUGGUGCCCCCUGGCAUGGAUCAGCGUGGCAUGGUGCCCCCUGGUGUGUAUCAGCGUGGCAUGGUGCCACCUAGCAUGGAUCAGCAUGGCUUUGUGCCACCCGGUGUGGAUCAGGGUACUAUAGUAGUACCACCUGGUGUGGAUAAGCCUGGCUUGGUGUCACCUAGCGUGUAUCAGCGUGGCAUGGUGCCCCCUGGCAUGCAUCAGCGUGGCAUGGUGCCCCCUGGUGUGGAUCAGCGUGGCUUGGUGCCACCUGGUGUGGAUCAGCGUGGCUUGGUGUCCACUGGCAUAGAUCAGCGUGCUGUAGCACCACCAGGUGUGGAUCAGCAUGGCUUGGUGGUACCUGGCGUGGAUCAGCGUGGAUUGGUGCCCACUGGCAUGGAUCAGCGUGCUAUAGCGCCAACAGGUGUGGAUCAGCGUGGCUUGGUGAUACCUGGCGUGGAUCAGCAUGGAUUGGUGCCCACUGGCAUGGAUCAGCAUGCUAUAGCGCCAACAGGUGUGGAUCAGCGUGGCUUGGUGCCACCAGGUGUGGAUCAGCGUGGAUUGGUGCCCACUGGUAUGGAUCAGCGUGCUGUAGCACCACCAGGUGUGGAUCAGCGUGGCUUGGUGAUACCUGGUGUGGAUCAGCGUGGGUUGGCGCCCACUGGCGUUGAUCAGCAUGCUGUAGCACCACCAGGUGUGGAUCAGCGUGGCUUGGUGCCACCUGGCGUGGAUCAGCAUGGGUUGGUGCCCACAGGCAUCGAUCAGCGUGCUGUAGCACCAACAGGUGUAGAUCAGCGUGGCUUGGUGCCACCUGGCAUGGAUGAGAGUGGGUUGGUGCCCACUGGUGUGGAUCAGCGUGCUGAGGUGUCAACAGGUGUGUAUCAGCGUGGCUUGGUGCCACCUGGCUUGGAUCAGCGUGGGUUGGUGCCCACUGGCAUGGAUCAGCGUGCUGUAGCACCACCAGGUGUGGAUCAGCGUGGCUUUUUGCCACCUGGCUUGGAUCAGCGUGGGUUGGUGCCCACUGGUGUGGAUCAGCAUGCUGUAGCCCCAUUAGCUGUGGAUCAGCGUGGCUUGGUAGCAACUGGCAUGGAUCAGCGUGGGAUGGUGCCCACUGGAGUGGAUCAGCAUGCUGUAGCGCUUCCAGGUGUGGAUCAGCGUGGCUUGGUGCCACCUGGUGUGCAUAAGCGUGCGUUGGUGCCCAGUGGCAGAGAUCAGCGUGGGUUGGUGCCCACUGGUGUGGAUCACCGUGCUGUAGCACCAACAGGUGAUGACCAGCGUGGCUUGGUACCACCUGGCGUGGAUCAGCGUAGGUUGGUGCCCACUGGCAUGGAUCAGCGUGCUAUAGCACCAACAGGUGUGGAUCAGCGUGGCUUGGUGCCACCUGGUGUGGAUCAGCGUGCUGUAGCGCCAACAGGUGUGGUUCAGCGUGGAUUGGUGCCACCUGGUGUGUAUCAGCGUGGGUUUGUGCCUACUGGCGUGGAUCAGCGUGCUGUAGUGCCACCAGGUGUGGAUCAGCGUGGAUUGGUGGCACCUGGCAUGGAUCAGCGUGGAUUGGUGGCACCUGGCAUGGAUCAGCGUGCUGUAGCACCACCAGGUGUGGACCAGCGUGGGUUGGUGCCACCUGGCGUGGAUCAGCGUGGGUUGGUGCCCAGUGGCAUGGAUCAGCGUGCUAUAGCGCCAACAGGUGUGGAUCAGCGUGCUGUAGCGCCAACAGGUGUGGUUCAGCGUGGAUUGGUGCCAACUGGCGUGGAUCAGCGUGGGUUUGUGCCUACUGGUGUGGGUCAGCAUGCUGUAGCACCACCAGGAGUGUUUCAGCGUGGAUUGGUGCCACCUGGUGUGUAUCAGCGUGGAUUUGUGCCCCCUGGCAUGGAUCAGCGUGCUAUAGCACCACCAGGUGUGGAUCAGCGUGGUUUGGUGCCACCUGGCAUGGAUCAGCGUGGCUUGGUGCCACCUGAUAUGGGUCAGCAAGCUAUAGCACCAACAGGUGUGGAUCAGCAUGGUUUGGUGGCCACUGGCGUGGAUCAGCGUGCUGUAGUGCCAACAGGUGUGGAUCAGCGUGGCUUGGUGCCACCUGGUAUGGAUCAACAUGCUGUAGCACCAACAGGUGUGGAUCAACGUGGUUUGGUGGCCACUGGCGUGGAUCAGCGUGCUGUAGUGCCAACAGGUGUGGAUCAGCGUGGCUUGGUGCCACCUGGUAUGGAUCAACGUGCUGUAACACCAACAGGUGUGGAUCAACGUGGCUUGGUGCCACCUGGUAUGGAUCAACGUGCUGUAGCACCAACAGGUGUGGAUCAACGUGGCUUGGUGCCACCUGGCAUGUAUCAGCGUGCUGUUGCGCCAACAAGUGUGGAUCAGCAUGGCUUGAUGCCACCUGGUAUGGAUCAGCGUGCUGUAGUGCCACCAGGUGUGGGUCAGCGUGGCUUGGUGCCACCUGGCAUGGAUCAGCGUGGGCUGGUGCCCACUGGUGUGGAUCAGCGUGGUUUGGUUCCCACUGGUGUAGAUCAGUUUGUUGUAGCACCACCAGGUGUCUAUCAGCGUGGCUUGGUGUCACCUGGUGUGGAUCAACGUGGGUUGGUGCCCACUAGCGUGGAUCAGCGUGCUGUAGUGCCACUAGGUGUGGAUCAGCGUGGGUUGGUGCCACCUGGUGUGGAUCAGCGUGGGUUGGUGCCCACUAGCAUGGAUCAGCGUGCUGUAGGACCACCAGGUAUGAUUCUGCGUGGCUUGGUGCCACCUGGUGUAGAUCAACGUGGGUUGGUGCCCACUGGCGUGGAUCUGCAUGCUGUAGCGCCAAUAGGUGUGGAUCAGCGUGGCUUAGUGCCACCUGGUGUGGAUCAGCAUGGGUUGGUUCCCACUGGCAUUGAUCAGCGUGCUGUAGCUCCACUAGGUGUGGAUCAGCGUGCUGUUGCGCCACUAGGUGUGGAUCAGCGUGGGUUGGUGCCCACUGGCGUGGAUCAGCGUGCUGUAGCACCACCAGGUGUUGACCAGCGUGGGUUGGUGCCACCUGGUGUGGACCAGCGUGGGUUGGUGCCACCUGGUGUGGACCAGCGUGAGUUGGUGCCAACUGGUGUGGACCAGCGUGAGUUGGUGCCACCUGGCAUGGAUCAGCGUGCUGUACCACCAACAGGUGUGGAUCAGCGUGGCUUGGUGCCACCUGGCAUGGAUCAGCGUGGGUUGGUGCCCACUGGCGUAGAUCAGCGUGCUAUAGCGCCAACAGGUAUGGAUCAGCGUGGUUUGGUGCCACCUGGUGUGGAUCAGCGUGCUGUAGCGCCACCAGGUGUGGAUCAGCGUGGUUUGUUGACACCUGGCGUGGAUCAGCGUGGUUUGGUGCCCCCUGGUGUAGAUCAGCGUGCUGUAGCGCCACCAGGUGUAGAUCAGCGUGGCUUGGUGCUACCUGGCAUGGAUCAGCGUGGGUUGGUGCCGAGUGGUGUGGAUCAGCGUGGGUUGGUGCCGAGUGGUGUGGAUCAGCGUGGGUUGGUGCCGAGUGGUGUGGAUCAGCGUGCUCUAAUGCCAACAGGUGUGGAUCAGCGUGGCUUGGUUCCACCUGGUGUGGAUCAGCGUGCUAUAGCGCCACAAGGUGUGGAUCUGCGUGGCUUGGUGCCAGCUGGUGUAGAUCAGCGUGGGUUGGUGCCCCCUGGUGUGGAUCAGCAUGCUGUAGCGCCAACAGGUAUGGAUCAGCGUGGCUUGGUGCCACCUGGCAUGGAUCAGCAUGGGUUGGUGCCCACUGGCGUGGAUCAGAGUGCUGUAGUGCCACCAGGUGUGGGUCAGCGUGGGUUGGUACCACCUGGCAUGGAUCAGCGUGGUUUGGCUCAAGCUGGUACAUAUCCUGGUGGUUUGGCUCAAGCUGGUGCAUAUCCUGGCAGUUUGGCCCAAGCUAGUGCAUAUCCACAUGGUGUGGUGCAACCUAGAAUGGAUCAACGUGGUUUGAGACAACCCAGUGCUGACUGGCAAGGCUUGAUGGCAUCAGGCACAGAACCUCGUGGCUUUCCAACAUUCCAGAGAGAUCCUCAGGGUUUGAGAUCACUUCGCCCAUAUCCACCUGGUGUGGGACCUUCUGGCCGAAAGCCACGUGGCCAGGUUUCAUCACUGUUACCCAGUCGAGGUUUGGCAUCACCAAUUAUAGACCAGAGGGGUUUGGCACCACCAGAAACCUAUCAGCAAAGUUUGAUGCAUCCUGGCCUAGAGCAGCAGGACCAAGCCCCAGAUCAACAGCUUUCGGUAUCAUCUGGGCCAGAUCAGCCAGAACAGGUGUACCCAAGUGCAGUUCAGCCAGAUAGAGCAUAUUCUGUCUCUGCCUCUGGUGGUCCAGAUUAUGAGGGUAUUGGUCCACAUGAUCAGGAAUAUUUGGAUCUACGCAGAACAAGUGAUUUACAGCAACCUAGGCGACCUGCCCAGGCCGCCUCUGUCCAAGAAGUUCCCUCUUCGGUGAGUCAAGAAGACUCCGAGAGGAGUGAGGUCCAGAGUGAGCGACAUGAUUCACUGGAGAAACUGGCCCCCAACUUCCCCAUAGCGGUGGAAACGUUUCGUCUGAUGGGAGAGAUGAUCGGUCUCUAUGUGGAGCUAAAGGAGAGAAUAAAGGAUCUGGAUGAGGAGAAAGCUGGCCAGACUGACUUGGAGAAGAUAGAGUACCUACUCGCACAGAUGGUCCAAAAAACCAUACCCCCUGACCUGCAGGAACAGCUGAAAAGCAUAAAGACCUUGGCCAAAGAAGUUCGGCAGGAAAGAGCCCAACUGAACAAGCUACAAAGAAUCCUGGAGGGUGACAGUGACCGGGAAGCAGGGAAGGAGCUGAAGGCUAGUCAGCUGAGCCUGCAGCUGGGCAUCAUCAGAGUCACCGUGGCUGACAUUGAGAAGGAGCUGUCUGAGCUGCGGGAGAGUCAGGAACGAGGCAAGGCUGCCAUGGAGAACUCCGUCUCGGAAGCCUCGCUUUACCUGCAGGACCAGUUAGACAAGCUGAGGACAAUCAUCGAGAGUAUGCUGGCCUCCUCUUCCACCCUGCUGUCCAUAAGCAUGACCCCACACAAGCCCUUGACUUACUUCACACCUGGCCGGAUUGACCCCAAUGCUACCUGUCCGGCCUGCAGCCUGGACCUGGGCCAUCAGGUCAGCACACUUGUACAGCGCUAUGAGCAGCUCCAGGACAUAGUCAGCAACCUGGCUGCCUCCCGGCCUUCCAAGAAGGCCAAGCUCCAGAGCCAGGACGAGGAGCUGCUGGGCCAAGUACAGAGCGCCAUCCUGCAGGUGCUGGGUGACUGCGAGAAGCUAAACAUCACUACUAGCAACCUCAUCGAGGACCAUCAGCAGAAGCAGAAGGACAUUGACAUGCUGUACCAGAGCCUGGAAAAGCUCGAGAAGGAAAAGGCCAACAGGGAGCACUUGGAGAUGGAGAUCCAUGUGAAAGCAGACAAGAGUGCCCUAGCAGCCAAAGUGAGCCGUGUCCAGUUUGAUGCCACCACAGAGCAGCUGACCCACAUGAUGCAGGAGCUGGUAGCCAAGAUGACUGGGCAGGAGCAAGACUGGCAGAAAAUGUUAGACAAACUCUUGGUACAGAUGGACAGCAAGCUGGACCGCCUGGAGCUAGACCCUGUGAAGCAGCUGCUGGAGGAUCGGUGGAGAUCACUGCGGAAGCAGCUCAAAGAGCGCCCUCCACUCUACCAGGCAGAUGAGGCAGCUGCCAUGAGGAGGCAGCUCUUGGCUCAUUUCCACUGCCUCUCAUGUGACCGGCCUCUGGAGACAGCUGUGACUGGACAAAUGAUCCCCCUGAUUCCUAUGAGUCCUGGCCUGCCAGCACACCGGUCCAUUCGCCCCUACACAAUAUUCGAGCUGGAGCAGGUCCGCCAGCAGAGCCGCAACCUCAAGCUAGGCAGCACUUUCUGUCGGGGUGACCUGUCACCGAUGGAGCGGAGUGCAGGGCGCCUGCGCACUAUGCACUCCAAGAUGCUGAUGGACAUUGAGAAGGUGCAGAUCCACUUUGGAGGCUCUGUGAAGGCUAGCAGUCAGAUGAUCCACGAGCUGCUGCAGGCCCAGGGCCUCACUUCCCCUUGCUACAAACGGGUGCCAGAUGCGAUGGUGGGUUACACCUACUCCACUGUGCCCCGGCGCUGUGGAGGAAGCCACACCCUCACCUACCCCUACCGCCGUAGCCGCCAGCAGCACCUGUCCCAGGGCCCGUAUGCUCCUGAGGAGAUCCAGAUAGCCAUGAAGCAUGACGAGGUGGAUAUCUUGGGCCUAGAUGGACAUAUUUACAAGGGACGGAUGGAUACGAGACUGCCAGGCAUCCUGAACAAAGACACCUCAGGAGUGUCAAAGCACAAGACCAAGCAGCCCCGGCCCCACCUGCUCAGGCAUCAGGCCCUGGGUAACAUUGGACAGCUGCCCUCCCGGCCUCAGAGCACCCACCUAUUGGCUGGCAACAACUCAGUUUCUUCGAGGCAACAUCUCUCCCAGUCAGAUAUGGCCCAUCCACCCAGCCCCACUGAGAUGGAACACCUGCAGGACAACGGUUCAGGACCAGAAAUGCACAUGGACAUACCUCCUGAGGAGGAGCUAGAGGAGCCCACUCGGGGACCACGGUCCACCACUGCUCCCUGAAUAGAGCUUUAAGUAAAUGUUUAAGAAGAGGCUUAUAUUGGAGAAGGCUUCUCUGUCAGUCCUGCCUCCGGAAGAUGGAGUGGGAAGGCAGUGCCUGCUGCUGGCCAGGCAGCCCCAGGUACCCCCAGGGUCCUCAGUCUGAGAAUUAGACCUCCAGUCCACCACACAGAUGAAGCUGUUCUGAGCGUGCCGGGGCUCCUGGAGGGCUUCACCGUUGAAUUCAGGGCAGCCUGGGUUGGGCCUCCUCUCACACCCAUCAGCCAGCCCUACCUUCUGAUGUGGAGGACUGGCCCAGGACACUGGAUAGGCCUGGACCCAUGGUGUGGAUGUGCUAACCGUAUCUUGGAGUAGAGGGCAGAGCUGCUUGCUACUACCCUGCUGCCAGCUCAGGGCAGCUCCUGGGUCCUCACACAGGUCCCAGUGAAGCAAUGCCAUGAACCAGAAGCAAAAACCCACAGCCCCUGGGAAGGUUACCAUGCUCUGCUGUCUGCCCUUGAGUGGGCCACACAGCCAGCCACAGCCUGAAGGCCAACCCCUGGCAGAAGGGCUGAGUAGAAGCUUCCCUGGCCAAUGCCUGGGAAGAUGGAGAGCAGGGGUUCAAGGGGCAUGGCUUGCAUUUUGUGCAAGGCUGAGCCUUCAACCUGCUCCAGGCGGCUGCUUGGCCCAUUUGGUCACCUCCUCACUAAGCCCAAAUCUACAAACCUAUGGAAAAAAUGCACCGCUAUUGGUGGGAAGGUACGGAGGAGUACUGUGUGAUUGAGCCAGCAGCAGCUGCCAGGAACAAGCCCCCAAUUGAACCUCCUGAACUUGGGUCACUGGCUGAAUUCUGGGGUCCCCCAGGAGACAGGCAAGCUGGGGACAAAGAAGGCCUGAAUCAUCAAAGCAGUUUCUACCUGAGGUCUUUUCCCACAUCAGAGGGAACCAAAUGCCCAGAGUGGAGGAUGGGGCUCUCCCCACCCCCAGUUCCCACCAUCCCUCACAUGGGAAAGGGAUGUCUCGGGUAAGAGGCUCAUUUGGGGGUGUGAGAAGAGGGGGCGAAUCACACAGGAAAGAGAGGCAGGAAAU
This is a messenger RNA of Ictidomys tridecemlineatus (thirteen-lined ground squirrel), 11025 nucleotides long. NCBI's taxonomy places the organism in Eukaryota, Metazoa, Chordata, Mammalia, Rodentia, Sciuridae. The record is from RefSeq and is a predicted model, not a curated record.